AUGCGGGACGUUGAGGAAAAGAACGGCGACGAGAAGAUUCCAUCUCCAUCUUCACGAGAGUCGAAUGGCGGCCAUUGCCCUAUCUGCUUGGGUUCUUUCAUCCAAGAGUCCUACCUCGAUACCUGUUUCCACAAAUUCUGUUUCAAAUGCAUUCUGCAGUGGUCUAAAGUAGUCGCCGGAAAGCAUUCUGGAGUCCAGUCCUCAGUGAAAUGCCCUUUAUGCAAGACUGACAAUGCAUCCGUCAUCCAUGGAUUUGAUGGAGCUUCAUUCCAUAGGCAUUACAUAAGUCCCCGCAAUGAAUGUUCUUCCUUCUUUACAAACGCACACAAGUAUCGAUUAAAAUGCUAUUACAUUGAAUCAGGUAUCCUGAAUGAGAAAUUUAAUGUCUCACGGUUUUGGAAGUUGAAAAGGUAUUGUCAGCCAAAUCAAUGGCUUCAAUGCUGGUUGACCAGAGAAAUCCAGGCUCUAAUUCAGGAAGAAGAUGUUGACAUCAUUGUCCAUCAUAUACUUGGCGUGAUUGAUUCUUCCUUGAGAAGAGAUGAUUUCCUCAACCAAAAGAAACCGCCAGUGGUUAAGCAGCAGGAGUUCAGGGAUCUCAUGUCAGAAGCUGUCAGGCCUUUCGUGGCAGCCCGAGCCGAGCGAUUUGUAGAUGAAUUAGAGCUCUUUCUUGCAUCAGGUUUCAACGUGAAAGGCUAUGAUGAAGUCUACACAGAGCAGUUGGGUUGGAAGGUUCCUGGAAUCAGCAGGAUUGUUAGAGAAGAGGAACAGGAAUCAGAUGAUGAGCACCCACCAACUGUACUUCCAUUGCUGUACAUUUCAGAUGAGGAUCCUGAUGUCUGA
This is a messenger RNA of Linum trigynum, 840 nucleotides long. NCBI's taxonomy places the organism in Eukaryota, Viridiplantae, Streptophyta, Magnoliopsida, Malpighiales, Linaceae. The record is from the annotation of a GenBank genome assembly.